This is a messenger RNA of Propithecus coquereli (Coquerel's sifaka), 2727 nucleotides long. It is a transcript of the gene RAPH1, whose product is annotated as Ras association (RalGDS/AF-6) and pleckstrin homology domains 1. The record is from RefSeq and is a predicted model, not a curated record. The transcript has 15 exons. Lineage: Eukaryota; Metazoa; Chordata; Mammalia; Primates; Indriidae. Gene Ontology annotation, cellular component: plasma membrane; cytosol. Gene Ontology annotation, biological process: signal transduction. Bases 154 to 2013 code for a protein of 619 amino acids.
GCGGGAGCGGCCGGCGUUCGCGGCGUGUCCGUGGAGGGAUCGCUGCGCCUGGGGAGGAGGCGGAGGCAGCGACUGGGAGAGCGAGAGCUGCGACUGCCCUGCCCCGGGCCAAUACUGUAGCCGGGGCAGCCGGAGGGCCGCGCGGCUGCCACGAUGGAGCAGCUAUCAGAUGAAGAAAUUGACCAUGGUGCUGAAGAAGACAGUGACAAGGAAGAUCAGGACCUCGACAAAAUGUUUGGAGCCUGGCUUGGGGAACUAGACAAACUCACUCAGAGUUUGGAUUCUGAUAAGCCCAUGGAACCAGUAAAAAGAUCUCCUCUUCGCCAGGAAACAAACAUGGCCAAUUUUUCUUAUCGUUUCUCCAUAUACAACUUGAAUGAAGCUCUGAAUCAGGGAGAGACUGUGGAUCUGGAUGCCCUAAUGGCCGAUCUUUGCUCUAUAGAGCAGGAGCUCAGCAGUAUUGGCUCAGGAAAUAGUAAGCGACAAAUCACAGAAACAAAAGCUACUCAGAAAUUACCUACUAGCCGACAUACGUCAAAACAUGGCACCUUGAAAGCAUUGUCUUCUUCAUCUAAUCAAAUAACUAAACCUUCCCAUGCCAACUUCUCUCUGGAUGACAUCACUGCACAAUUAGAACAGGCCUCCUUGAGCAUGGAUGAGGCUGCUCAGCAAUCUGUACUAGAAGAUACUAAGCCUGUAGUAACUAAUCAGCACAGAAGAACCGCGUCAGCAGGCACAGUGAGUGAUGCUGAAGUACGUUCUAUUAGUAACUCUUCUCGUUCUAGCAUCACUUCUGCAGCCUCCAGCAUGGACUCUUUGGAUAUUGAUAAAGUAACACGCCCUCAAGAACUGGAUUUGACACAUCAGGGGCAGCCAAUUACUGAGCAUGCUAUUUCUCUGAGAUGUUCCAGCAAGCAGGCCAAGCGUCAUAUUGACUUCACAGAAGAACAGGCUGAGCUGACACCUGAAGAACAGGCAGCAAAAUUGAAAGCUGAGAAGAUCAGAGUUGCCCUAGAGAAAAUUAAAGAGGCACAAGUGAAAAAGCUGGUGAUUAGAGUCCACAUGUCUGAUGACAGUUCCAAAACAAUGAUGGUGGAUGAGAGGCAGACAGUGAGACAAGUGCUGGAUAACCUGAUGGACAAAUCCCACUGUAGUUAUAGUCUAGACUGGUCGCUGGUGGAAACCAUUUCUGAAUUACAAAUGGAGAGAAUCUUUGAAGACCAUGAAAACUUGGUUGAAAAUCUUCUUAAUUGGACAAGAGAUAGCCAAAACAAGCUUAUAUUUAUGGAACGUAUAGAAAAAUAUGCACUUUUCAAAAACCCACAGAAUUAUCUUCUGGGGAAAAAGGAAACAGCUGAGAUGGCAGAUAGAAACAAAGAAGUGCUAUUGGAGGAAUGUUUUUGUGGAAGUUCUGUAACUGUACCGGAAAUUGAAGGAGUCCUUUGGUUGAAAGAUGAUGGCAAGAAGUCUUGGAAAAAGCGUUAUUUUCUCUUGCGAGCCUCUGGUAUCUACUAUGUCCCUAAAGGAAAAGCAAAGGUCUCUCGGGAUCUGGUGUGCUUUCUCCAGCUGGAUCAUGUCAAUGUUUAUUAUGGCCAAGACUAUCGGAACAAAUACAAAGCACCUACGGACUAUUGUCUGGUGCUAAAGCACCCACAGAUCCAGAAGAAAUCUCAGUAUAUCAAAUACCUUUGCUGUGAUGAUGUGAGGACUCUGCAUCAGUGGGUCAACGGGAUCCGCAUCGCAAAGUAUGGGAAGCAGCUCUACAUGAACUAUCAAGAAGCCUUGAAGAGAACAGAGUCAGCUUAUGAUUGGACUUCCUUAUCCAGCUCCAGCAUUAAAUCAGGAUCCAGUUCUUCCAGCAUCCCAGAGUCUCAGUCAAAUCACUCCAAUCAGUCUGACAGUGGAGUUUCCGACACUCAGCCAGCAGGACACAUUCGUUCCCAGAGCAUCGUGAGCUCUAUCUUCUCCGAAGCCUGGAAGCGAGGCACUCAGUUGGAAGAGUCCAACAAGUAAAACAAAUGUAAAGAAUGCCCCCCUUUACCUGCAUUGCUGGACUGUGCAUGUUGGAUGCAAGUGUCUCACCUGAACACAAGUGUGUGUGUCAAGCUCAUUCAUUCCUGUGUGACUGUGCACGCCUGCUCAACAUUUUCAUGCUCUCAUGUGUCAGCUUGCUAGCAUCAAAAAGCUGUCCUCACUCUUCAGGAGGCCCUCUACCAGCACCCUCAAACCCAGUACGGCAUCUGCUUGAUGUGGAUGCAGUCAUGGACGGAAGGUGAACUUGAGCCGUCACAUCUCCCCUUGCCCACGUCCAGCGCUCGGGGCCUUCCACAGAGGCUUCCCUCUUAGGGCAGGGUGUGAGAAAGUCAUACAGCCAAGGUCAGAAAUCAUACAUCCUGUCACCAUCCAGACAGCUUUUGCACUGGGAAGUUUUUCCUAGGUGGUUAGGCAGUCUAGCUAUUCGAGAAUACUGUUGGGUAAAACAAAUUUUCUCUGUGUCCUUGUUGCCCAGAUAAUCAGAUUUUAGCCUUCCUGACGCUGUCCAUCUUUAUGAUCACCACCAGCUGCUGCUUCCUUUUCAUGCAUGUCCCAGACUCCUUGCUUCUUACUUUUACACAAUCAAAGCUUACCUCUGUAACUGUUUUGUUUGUUGUUUUUUUUCUCUCUCCCACCCCCCUUUAUACUCUUUUUAGGCCAGAAUGGAGUCUGUGAAUCGGCCCUACACUUCAC